AUGGUAUCCACACGAGCUAUGCUUCGUAUCCUCUUCGUCGUGGCCGUCACGACGACAUCCGCCCAAGCCAACACGUGCUCGGCGAUCCCCAACGUCGACUUCGAAGGCAACGACAUCUCCACCACUGACCGAGCCAACCCCGGCAAGUGCUGCGGCGACUGCCAGGCCACACCUGGCUGCACCGCGUUCAACUGGUACGAUGGUGUGUGCUUCUUGAAGUCAGCCCAAGGCGCAUCGUUGUCGCUGCCUGGUGGGGUUUCUGGCGUCGUGCUCAAAGCGACCCCCGCGCCAACCACCACUCCCGCCAAGACUACGCCUACCCCCAAACCUACCCCCAAACCUAGCCCCAAACCUAGCCCCAAACCUACGUGCAAGCGCAUCCGCAAGUCCUGGGAAGCCCUUACCGCCGCCGAGAAGAACACGUACAUUUCCGCGAUCGAACUCGCCAUGGACCGCGGGCUGUACCAUAAGUUUGUCGAGAUCCACAAGGAGACGAUGAGCACUACCGAGGCGCACAACUCGUGCGUGUUUCUUUUCUGGCAUCGCAAGCUCUUGCUGGCGUACGAAAACAUGCUACGCAGUCUCGGGAAUCGGUACAAGUGCCUCACCCUUCCGUACUGGGACUACGUUCAAAACUACGCGACCAUGCAAAACACACCUCGGGCGAAGCGCUGUCGCUCGAUCGAGGAAUGCUCGCCCGUGCUCGGCGACAUUGGCGGCUCCACGGUCGGCAAGAGGUCAACCAAAAACUUGUUUGGGUACUCGUACCCUGCUCUGACAUGUGUGACCAACCGCCCGGCCAACCAUCUGUGCACGGUCGCCGGGGCUAGUAGCAGCACGUGCGACCACUGCAUCCCCCGCGGUAACUGGGCGUCAAUUCCAAUGAUCACCGACAUGUCGAUUGAUUCCGUGCGCGGGCAGCUGCUGGCCCCUGAGGUGGCCGGCAGCAUUAGGUUGUUGUCACAGGCCAUCGAAUCGUCUCCCCACGCGAGCAUCCACAUCACACUGAGCGGCCCGCAGAACAACGUGGCUGUUUCGCCCAUGGAUCCAGUGUUUUUCAUCCAUCAUAACACGCUGGACUUGCUGCAUACUAUCUACUACCACUGCAAGGUCGAGCCACUGGGGUUGUCCAAGGCUGAGAAGAUGACUGACACGCGGUCGUUCCAAGGCUGCACCACCGGCAACGGCCACAACUUGGGCCCCACGUCGCCCAUCAUGAUGAAGUUGGAGGGUCCGGCUGGGGUAGUGAACAUUGAAAAUGAUCCGCUCGUGGGCGAGUUCUUUCGAGAUCUCCCGAACCAAUACUACCAGUUUGCAGACGUCCGCAGCCUCGGGUAUUCGUAUGAGCUCAAGGGCCUGCUCGGGGAUUUGUACUCCAAGUGCGAUGGCACGAUGGCGGUCUCGAGACUCGAGUCCUUUUCGGAGAACGUCACGAGCCCCUUUGACGUUGAGCACGAGGUGCAACCCGUGGUGCUCGAAGAGAACCUGAACGCGCUGUCAUUCCAAGAUGCCGUACUCGCCCAAGCGAAAAAGCAAGGAAUGACCAUAGACCAAGGGUUCCACGAGCUGCGCAAGAUGACCGUCAUGCUCCAGCAGAACUGCCUCACGGGCGACGUCACCGACUUCACCGACGACCAAAAAGCCACGUUUCACGUUACGAUGUCGCCGUCGUUUGCGAUUUUGACCAACAUUCGCAACGGCCAAGACCCGAUUCGAAUCGAACGGUGGACCGAACUCCUCUUCAAGUACUACGGGUGCCACGGCGAUGUGAAGGAACAACCACCAUUUGAGCAUGCCACGCGGCAUGCUCGCUCAAACAUCACCGAGGAAGAAAAAGGCCAAAUCAAAGCAUUUCUGGGGCUGAAGAAGUCGUUGCGAUGGAUUGCAAAUGCCAUCGGACAAAGCGACAAACUCGUGCGGAGAUAUGUUGGUCAACUCCGACAGCCAACGACGCCCAAUAGACCCGGAACACGCAUCAAGCUGACCAAACGUGAGAUCCGACGUGUAUUUCGGCUCGCUACGCGCAAGGGAAUGCCAUCUAGACAGAUCUCGGCUGUUCUAAGUGGUAAAGUAAAGCAUACCACCGUGCUACGUGUACUUCAAAAGUCAAUAUUCACUAAGUAUAUAAAACGCCGGUCCGGACCCCGCCUCACCCCUCAACACAAAAGAGACCGCAUAGAAUUCGCCGCCCGGUACCUCAACCAGCUCGACGGCGAACUUGCGUUCUUAGAGGGCCGUCAAGACUCUGUCAAGUACCAAGACACCCUUCGGGGAUAUCUCUUGCCAAAAAUGCGUGCUCUGCGUGGGUUGACGCCAAAUGGGGAAGCGAUUUUCCAGCAAGACAACGCCAGUAUUCAUCGAUCACGGUCGACAAUGGCCUGGUUGGAAGGAAUGCCGUGGACAACGAUGACUUGGCCUGCUAAGAGCCCUGAUUUGAACCCGAUCGAGAAUGUGUGGGGCGUUCUAGCGCGCAAAGUUUAUGCCCAUGGACGACAAUUUGACACCAAGGCCCAAUUGAAGGCCCAGAUCCUCCAAUCAUGGGAGGAAAUUGAUCAAAAGUACCUAUCGCACUUGGUAGAUGGUAUGCCAACUAGAAUGGCCCAAGCUAUCCUUCGUCGUGGACAAUGUAUCGAUAAAGUCGGGUGUUUGAGGUUUCCCUCUUUACUUGUGUCCCCGUGUGUGUGGCUUACGUGUGUGGCUCCGUGUGUGGCUCCGUGUCCGUCGACCCCCGAUUUUCGUUCAAGAGCCGUCAUCGCCGAUUCUGGUACGUAUUAA
Aphanomyces astaci is the source of this 2775-nucleotide messenger RNA. RefSeq lists its product as hypothetical. Gene Ontology annotation, biological process: proteolysis. Gene Ontology annotation, cellular component: extracellular region. The transcript is spliced from 3 exons. NCBI's taxonomy places the organism in Eukaryota, Oomycota, Saprolegniomycetes, Saprolegniales, Verrucalvaceae. The record is from RefSeq and is a predicted model, not a curated record. Gene Ontology annotation, molecular function: oxidoreductase activity; protein binding; nucleic acid binding. The coding region runs from base 1 to 2775 and encodes 924 amino acids.